AUGACGCAAAAGGACGAAGCCUACGCCUCCGAUUCGAAGAAGGCCGACUACAGUGACGCUGCCACGCCGUCUAGCUCGUCGCACCCUACUAGUACCGCUGACCAGACUGCCGCACCGCCUGCCUACUCCGAGCAUGACCCACAGAACCCGAGCGAGGCACCGCCACCAUUCGUUGCGACCAAGCAGACCGAUCUGGUCGUCGACAAGAAGGGCCCGCAGGAGCUUAUGGCAACCAAGGGCUUUGACUUUGAGCACCCGAUUUACAUCCAUACAUCGGGUGUAACCCGGACCGACAUCACUAUCGAGCCCGACACAAACCAGGACAAUGAGGACACUAUUGACAAGACCGAGUUCACGGUUCACCUGAACGAGCACAAUGAAUACGACUUUCAUGUCAACGUUGGGUGGUCCUUCUGGAACAUGUUCUCGGUAUACUGCCGUAUUGUGGUCCGGGCACCGUCCACUGCAGUGCGCUCCCACCCAGGCAUCCGCGCUGAGGCUGGGAACGGCCGUAUUGACAUGGUAUCCUUGCCCAACAUUGGCUUCAGCAAGAUUGAUCUGAAAACUACCAACAGCAGCGCUUCUGUCUCGGCUAUCAGCGGCAAGGACAUCCAUGUCAAGACGUCGAAUGGUGCGCUCAAGGUUGCUGGUGUCAACGCGAGCAGCUGUCUUGUGGCUACCACAUCGAAUGGCGAGCUGGGUCUGGAGAAUGUAACCGCGCCGGUGGUCCAGGCACACACAUCCAAUGGGUCGCUGAGCCUUGUCAACGUCACCACUGGCAAUCUGCUGGCCGAGACCAAGAAUGCCAAGAUCACGGGCACCGAUGUGAAGGCGCCUGUGGCCCAGCUCAAGACAUCCAAUGCCUCGAUUGAUAUCGGCGAGGUCAGUGCCGACGAGCUGCGCAUUGUCACAAGCAAUGCCAAGGUUGACGGCACGUGGAGCAUCAAGCGCAAGCUCGAUAUUGCUACAUCCAACGCAUCCAUCUCUGGUACCAUCAAGCUCGCCGACCCGGCCACGCCUGCACGUAUGUCGCUCUCGACCAGCUGUGGCUCAAUCAAUGCCCGUCUGCCCACUGAUGCGUUCAGCGGCACCAUUGACAUGCGUACGUCGUGUGGUGAGGUGAGCUUCAGUGCUGCUGGCUUCUUUGCUGAUCCGCCGCCGAUGAAGUACAUUGUCAACGAGAAGCAGUACAAGCGGGCCAUGGUUGGCAACGGCCAGCAUGAGCUUGUGGCCAAAACCAGCAACUCCAAUGUCAACGUAAAGUUUUACUAG
This is a messenger RNA of Linderina pennispora, 1272 nucleotides long. RefSeq lists its product as uncharacterized. The coding region runs from base 1 to 1272 and encodes 423 amino acids. The record is from RefSeq and is a predicted model, not a curated record. Lineage: Eukaryota; Fungi; Kickxellomycota; Kickxellomycetes; Kickxellales; Kickxellaceae. The transcript has 2 exons.